ACGACGUGACGUCAGAAACGUAACCUUUACGUGCCGUUGUUCAGCACAGUUGCAGAACACAUCAUGGCGUCAGGAACAGGAGAGUCGCCCGGUGGGCACGACGCUGAACUGGACGAGUUAUUGGACAGUGCACUGGAUGAUUUUGAUAAACCGUCUGCUCCUGAACCUGCAGCUGCGUCCACCAGCGGUGCAGAGAAGCCUCCUCUGCUCGAGGACAGCAAACUUUUCGAGACUCUCUUUGAGGGCGGCAUGGCUUCACAGGCCAGAGAAGAGUGGGAGAAGGCCAUGACAGAACUGGCCCACGAGGAACCAGAACUGCUGCAACACUUCCAAAAACUGUCAGAGGCAGCAGGCAAAGUUGGCACCGACACUGAAUCCCAGCAAGAGUUCACUUCUUGUCUUAAAGAAACUCUCCGUGGCCUUGCCAAGAAUGCAGACAACCUGCAGUCUUCAGGACUAGCUGGAGACGACCUGGUGAAAGCUCUGGAAGGGCUGGGGUUGGAUGAAGGUGGUGAUGGAGGAGGUGACGACGGGAACAUCCUUCCCAUCAUGCAGUCCAUCAUGCAGAAUCUACUCUCUAAAGAAGUGCUUUAUCCAUCUCUUAAAGAGAUCUCCACAAAGUACCCAGAGUGGCUGGAAGCCAACAAGCCGAGCCUCAAUGCACAAGACUACGAUCGCUAUGAGCAGCAGGCUCAGAUCAUGGGACAGAUCUGUAAGCUGUUUGAAAAAGAGGAAGGGGUAACGGAAAAUAAAGAGAGAAUAUUUGAGAGCAUCAUGGACCUGAUGCAAAAGCUUCAAGAAUUAGGCCAGCCACCCAAAGAGCUGGCAGGAGAUGCACCUCCUGGCUUCAAUUUUGACAUGGAGUCCCUGAAUCUCGCAGGAGUUCCUGGAGCCGGGGCGUCGGAGCAGUGCUCCAUCAUGUGAUGAGGUGGAGUUGUGUUUCAUCAGAAGCUCAACGGCCUCUCUGUGUCUUGUAACAACAAGGGGAGAUGACAGAGUGAAGCACAGGUCAGGAAAGAGUGUGACCAGACACUGUUCGAGGCGAAGACGUGCAGAAACAACGAGGAGCCACACAAACCAAAAUAAAAUACACUUUGGGCACACUUUUAUUUUUACGAGAGUCACUUUGCAACAGUUUGUCAGCAGCAUUCAACAAAUUCUCCAAGCGGCACAACCACUUCUGUCGCCCAUGUUGAUUUUAUUUACUCUUCAGCCUCUUGGUAAACUGUGUGAAGCCACCUCACGGGUUUGAUCUGUGCCUUUUCAUAAACACUAUAAGUUAUUUUAAGGGUUUUAUGAAUUGAAGAGGCUGCUGUUGCUCAGUAAAGAAAUUCAUAAAAGAGUUUUAACAUAAUGUGAACUGAAUUGAUGCCAGAUUUUCAACAAGUUUCUCAUUAUUUUUGGUAUUUAAUGAAGCUUUAAAUUCUUACAGUUGUGAGGAAAUUAUUAACCUGAAAUCAAACUGAAAACAACUAAGUGCAUAUUCCCUAAUUGUUAAAACAAUAACAGAAUUGAACGUCUUCUGAAAGAUUUCCAGCACCUUUUAACAUGAUCCAUUCCUAAUGUGUUUUUCCUCGUACUCCCAAGUUGAAGUGACAGACCUGAUUCCUGGAUGCCUUUGCUGUGGUUACAGUGGUCACUACAUUGACUGUAAAGUGCUUCCUGUGUGAUUCACUGUGUUUGCAAUGUGCAGUGAUGGUUUAUAUUGAUGUGGACUUCCUGCAAGAAGAGACAACCCUCCCCAGAGUGGGAUUUUAGUGUCAUAGUUUAGCAAAAGAAUGUGAGCAUCUGUACAUUAAGAGAGCCAUUUGUUGUUUUCAGAAAAGUCAGAUACAAAGUUGCAAACAUCUCGUUGUGUGACAUAAGGAGAGAAACAUGUCUGUAAAUCAAGCAGAUGCUCUGAAUGGAUAUGCAUCAACAGCCUGAUGUUAGCAUUUUUAUGUUUUGGCUCCAGUUGCUAGAGUUUGUUUACUUCAGUGACCCCUUUUCAUCAGCUGCUGUGGCCCAUGGGCAAAGGUUCACCUCAGUUACAAUAGAGAGAAAUCCAGAAGUGGCAUGACCGUCAACCCGUCAGUAACUGCACAAUAAAGGGGUACUGUGAAAGGAUUUAGCUAUGCACUAAAAAGAGAUCAGAUUCACAUUGAAUGCAGCUUUGUUGGGCUGUAAAGGUUUUCAUCAGCAGGUGAGGGUUCUGGCUAAUCAGUGCCCUGGGCCAACACAAACUCACAGCACUGAAAAACAUGAAAUAAACCAUAAUUGACACUUUUUGUUUUGUAAAUAUAAUGAUUAAAAAUUAUAUAUUA
Messenger RNA from Nothobranchius furzeri (turquoise killifish), 2303 nucleotides. It is a transcript of the gene pex19, whose product is annotated as peroxisomal biogenesis factor 19. The record is from RefSeq and is a predicted model, not a curated record. Gene Ontology annotation, cellular component: peroxisomal membrane; peroxisome. Gene Ontology annotation, biological process: protein import into peroxisome membrane. Lineage: Eukaryota; Metazoa; Chordata; Actinopteri; Cyprinodontiformes; Nothobranchiidae.